AUUUGAUUUGAACGAUAGAGGAUAAGAAACACCCAAUGCCAAUAGAUCCAAACGAGUAGUGUACAGGAUAGUGCAAAAGGAGCACAAUUGCAUAGAUCAUGAUUUCACCUAGCUGUGAUCCUAACGGAGAAUGCAAUGCUUACUAGCAUAUUAAUCUAAUUAAUCUCAAAAGUAAUGGCCGAGAAAUAAUUUGAAAUAACUUCGACUUCUGAUCCCAAAAGCAUCGUACAUCAUGCGGAGAUAGCUAUUGAGGUGUUUCUGGCCUCUCGAAUUUACUUCGUACAAUUAAAUAACAUCAUCUAAAAGUAUCACACCUUUGUGCUUGACUAUCGAUAAGAUCGUUAUCAAGGUUGAUCAUUAUCAAGGGAUCUUGAAGAAGACUCGCGACUUUCAAGUCCGGUUUCACAGAUAAUCAAGUUGACAACAUCUGCACUUGUGAAGAUUGGAAAUAGUGGAAAGAGGUUGACGCGAAGAAAGACGCGUGACCUCGAAGCGGACAGCCAAAGGCUGACUGACCCCGACUGUCUGAUCGGUGGCGAGAUCGCGAAUCUCUCCUGAACAGAAGCGGAGGCAUAUGCCGGGUAGACACGCUAUUAGACGACGACGUAGACGGAUACGUCGUCCACCAGUGCCGUAAUAAAGUGGCCCAGGUGGAGCCCAGGGUAUAUGCGCGGCGUAUUAAUAGCCAAGUAUAGUGAGGUGGUGGGGCCGCGGUCGCUCGCGGGUGAAAAUAGAAAAGAAUGUUUUUGGAAUCCAAUUGGACUUGGUUGGCAGAACGAUGGGGCAAUAUGGCCGACUUGGCCGAGCGGGUGGACGAUCUGAUAUGCAGUUUCGACUCGACUGGUGAGACGACCAUGGAUACACUAUCGAUGCUGAUAUUCGGCUGGAUGCUGUUCGGCUUAGUGGUGUUGUGUGUGGGCAAAUACGUGUACAAUCGUUUCGUGUUGAACGAGCUCGCCACCGCCGCUGCCACUUCGUCGUCCGUGCAGCUUGCUAAAGACAGCAUGUCCAUCACGGUGAGUGGUGUGUUGGCGGCUACCGCCGUUGGAAAACUAUUCGACAGAUCCAAGUCGACAUCACCCCCGUCAACGUCCUCGUCCUCGAUCGUGAGGGCUGGUACCGGUGGUGCAGGUGGUACCAUCGGUGCUGGUGGUACCGCUAGUGCUGCUAGUGGUGCUGGUGCUGGUGGUGGUGGUGGUGGUGGUGGUAGUAGCAGUGGUGGUGGUAUUGAUACCGGCGCGAUAGCAGGUGUGAGAUCACCAUCGCCAGGAGGCUACGUACCACCGACACCGCCGAUCAGGAAACGCCUGAGCAGGAAGAGCACCGGCGCCCUUAUCAGCCCGUCCCGAAGCUCCAGGUCGUUGCAUCUGCCGACCGCGACCGGCGCCGACGCCGAUGCCGUGCGCUGGGUUAACGAACUCAUCGUUUGGCUGCACUACGACCUCGUGAUCCUCAACGAACUCUUGGCCACUUGGGUGGCCUCCCUCAACGACUUUACCGCUGGCUCCACCGACGAGCACGGAGUCGGUGUCGAAUUUGUCCGCGUUCUUCCCGAGACACAUCCUCCAACCUUGUCAAACAUCUUCUGCGAAUGUGAUUCCAAGGACGAUGUGACUAUCACAUGCGAUUGCGAGGCUACUCCGGCUUUGCAGCUGAAGGCGUUUAGGCAACGAGGCGAUAAGGUGGAAGUUAAUCAUUAUCGGGUGAACGUCAAUCGCUUUCGCGCUCGUCUCAAUGUCGUCUGUAUCACCGAGAAACUACUGGUCGAUCUGAAAUGCGACGGCUGGCCGGAGGUAAAGGUUUCUCUGGCAGCGGUUGGCACAAUAAAGAAAGACUUGGACGAGAGCCAGUUACAAGAAGUGGUGACGGAAAUUGUGGUGGGUGCCUUGCGAGGCAUCAACGUUCACUUCAAUCUCUCUCAAUAUCCCACCUGUCCCCGAUUAUGGAGAGAGCCGCCUCCUCAGCCGGGAUUUUCGUAUCCCACGCAUUACGACAACGUGAACGUCUCGAACUCGAAGCUAUAUCAACCUCCGCAACAACGUCUUCAGGGACAUGUCGCUCCUUCGCCGGUAUCUAUGCAAUAUGCGCCCGGAGAGAGGCGAUUGCUCGUGAAGGUUGUGAAGGCGACGGACCUCGGUGGCCAGCAAGGAGCCGUGGAUCCUUAUUGCGUGGUGGAGUUAGAUGAACCGCCGCAAAAGAAUCAGACCUCUAUAAAGAAGGACACUAAGAAUCCCCUAUGGGACGAAGCGUUCUUAUUCGAUAUAAAUCACAAUACGACCGAAGUAUUGUUAGAGAUAUUCGAUCACGUCAAUAAAAGCCAAAGAUUUUUGGGACUCGGAAUCGUGGGCGUCGAGGAGCUUCUCGCAAAUCCGAGCCAGCGACAAAUCAUACCUCUUCAGGCACGGCCAUAUGAGGAGGAUGACAUUACAGGCACCCUCACCGUAGAGUUUCUGUUUAUCGAGGGUGCAGAGGUACCACAAAUCGGGACCAAGCCCUACAAAGUCAAGGAGACGAUAAAAGUACCAGUCUCAUCACCUACCCGUUCCUACAGCCAGACGAAUGUCAUCGGCAACAAUAGUCUAAACUAUAACAAUGGUAACAGUACACUUAUCUUGUACGACUCUGCCGCACAGUCGGAAGGGGAUUAUUUGACAAACGGCAACGUCGUAGAUGCACCAUACAAAAGCGGGCAGACAAACGGUAACAAAGGAACUUUGAUUGUCCACAGCCAGCAGAGGCAACUGGAGCGGCAGAUUGUAAAGGUCGCUCUGACGGAGAGUGGAAACUGGCAAGAGAUAUCCCCGGAGCACGGAACGAAGGAUGUCAGCGCUACCUCAGGUCCAGAAAGCACGCCUAAUUCUUCCAAUUCAGAAGAGAGAGGAAGAACACGAAGAAAACGACGCGAUUUCUUUGGCACCAUAAAGAAGCGAUUGAGCCGAUCUAAGACGAGAAGCAGAUCAGUGGGUCCUGAAGGAGAGGUCAAUCAUGAAGAUGCUCAUUCAAGAUCCAUAUCUGCCGAUAGAGCUCGCGAUCCCGGUUCCGCGCAUUUAUCGGUGCCAGAGCAAUCGCGACGUUCGAGCUUGAGUGAAGCGUCGGGUAUAAGUGGAACAUCCACGAGGACAUAUAUCAACGAAGCCUCCACGCUCGUUCUCGAAACUUUGGAGAACGGUAUAAAGAAGCAUUACCUCGUACCUCUUUCUCUCGCACAGAAGAAUAAAUGGAGAAAAAAGGGCACAAAGUUGCAUAUAUUUAACGACCAUACGUUUAUCGCCAAACACAUGGCUGGAGGAACGGUCUGUCAGGUGUGUAAAAGAACCCUCGCGCGGAGACUCGGCAAGCAGGGUUACGAGUGUAGGGACUGUCAGAUGAAAUGUCACAAGCACUGUCAUGUCAAAGUCGACAUAACGUGUCCUACGUCUACCAUCCAGAGCAUCGAGUUGUCAUACAUCAAAGUUCCUCCGCUCGAACGAAGGCCGUCUAUGCUUCUCUGCUCGCGAUAAAAUUGCGCGUUACUCACGAGCGACACGCUACACUUCGAAUUAAGCGAUUUAUUUUGUAACAUAAACGCAAAACGAUAAUCUUCAUUUAUUAAAGUUUCAUGUUUCACGUUAUUAUUCUUCCAUUUUCGAGACGAAGUUUAUAAUUUUAAGUCACGCACUCGUUGAUAUUUUGCGAAUACAGUUGUCUCACGGAAGAGACGGAAAGUUUGCAUUAAAGGAUAUUCCCGUAACAUAUAUAUAUAUAUAUCGUUUCCUAAACUCUCUCCUGUCCUAAUAAUCGUGAUACAGCUCGCGCUUCAUUUAUCGUCAAGUCGCAGAAUUAAUUUUGGCUGACAAAGGAUCGUGAUUGAAUCAGACUCGAUCGUACUAUCUUUUUAUUGAAAGAGCCAAAGACGCAAUAUUUCGUAGAUAAACGAAUUUUAAAAUUAAUUUAUCAAAUUCUUGUAAUUCUCUGUUUUCCGCAGAACGCACACAAAUACAUUUAUCGUACGUAUAGUUUAUCGCUGCGUUAGAAAAAAAACUAAUAAAAAUAACAAUAUUAAUAAAAUAAGUAACAUUAAUCACGGUAACAAUCUUUAUGAUAGUAAUAAUCAUGAAAGAGAAUAACGUUAGUUAUAUAAUUGAAAAACAGCUGCAAAAAUGCACCAGAUUGUUGCGUCUAAUUCUGAACUACUGAAUUAAAAUUUAUGUUUCCCUUGCGUUUAACACACAACUGUGGAUCAUAACUGUGUACCUGUAUAAUUUUGCCUUAAUGCAAAAAUGCGUCUAGUCGCACGUUAUCGGAGAACGAGGCUGCCUUAUUUUUGUCACCGUAUAUUAUAGCAACGAAAGACACGUCACGAAGCAAGUUAAUAAGAAUGUUAUCGAACAUCGAUGUAAAUAAAUGCAGAUAUUGGAGAUAAGUUUGAAUUUUUGCGGGCUAAUAAGAGCCAUGAUAGGUGCGUCAGUUUCAUAGAAAAUUGCAGCUAAUAUCAAAAAAUCAAUUAAUAUUUUUUCGAGGAAUAAGAUGAAGCUAUUACAUUUUUUUUUUUUUUUUUAAUUCAUUGUGGAUAAUAAAAUAUUUUUUUAAAAAUUAUAUUAAUAUAUCACUUGCAAUGUGCUUUGUAAAAUAUGGAAAUUUACUCAACUUACAAUUAGUGCAUUUUUGCAAAUUUUCUCGAUACAAUAUAAUUAAACUGAUAGGAAGAGGCGCGAAAAAAUUAUGGCAAAUAUAUAUAUAUAUUCAAAUUUUCAUCGAUUACUUCAUUUGAUUAUAUUUUAUACAAAUUCAACGGAUAGUCUCUUUUGUAUGCCAACGCAGGGAAAAACAUUAAAUCGCUAAGAUAAUUUAUAUGAUUAGAUAUAUCUCGCUAUAAUAAAUAUUAGUCCGGAGUACAAAAUGCAAUCAAAAAUGCAUGCAAAGAAUCAAUCUUGGAUCUAAGCACCUUAUAAGAUUAGGCAUCGAUAUAUAACGAUACAACAUCUGCAAGUAGAAAUGACUUUAGAAAAUGGGACUAACUUCCGCCCUAAAAAACCUAAAGCAAUCGUGAAAAUAUUUCUCUUUGUUUCGCAUUUUUCUAUGUAUUCUAAAUGAUGUACCAACAGCUUCAACAACUUUUCUGACCACUUUCUAUAAGCACAAUUAAACUGUUAGAAAAUUUCAUCGACCAACUUCAUGAUCAGUGAACGAACGAUGGUAGCCAAAAAAAAAAAAAAUGAUAUUACAAAAUAUGCAUUCAUUAAUUUAACACGCACGCACACGUAUCGAAAUAGUGAAAAAAAAAUGGUUAGGUGUAGCAAAAAAAAAAAAAAAAACGGUAAGGAUCGAAAAACACGAGUUCUACUUUUCCGCAGGCUGUGAAACAUUCUGCUAGCGAAUCGAAAGUCAUAACACAUAUUUUACGCGUGGGUUUUAUUCACAAGUGGAUUUAUCUUUCCGUUCUUAUAUAGAGAUGAGAGGAGGUUGUGAAUUAACUUUAUACAUCUAUAUUAUUAAAAAUUAUUCAUUCAGCGACAUAAUAUCGAAAGUAUAUAUGUAUUUACUGUAAUAUAUUAUUUAAUUUAUUAUAUUGAUUUUUUAUUUAACAUAUUUUGACAAUAGGAAGGAGAAAGAUAGAUAUAAAAUUGAUAAAGAACAUAUAUAUUUAAUAGUCUCGUAUAUUCUCAUAUUGGUCGCUAUAUCUGCUAAAAAUUAUGAGGGAAUCAGGAAAAUAUAUUACAUAUUCAUAUUUUGAAUAUUUCUUCUAAAAAUUUCUCUCUCAUGCUUCAAAGCCUGUCUUUCUCCUUCUGCCUGUGAAUCUGUCAGUGACAGAUUAGAAACUCACGUAUGAUUUCUAGAGCGUUCAAAUUUUAUAAAAUAACAAUUGCUAGAUUUUGCACAAGUAACUAUUCUUUAAAAACACCACAUAAUCGAAAGUAUGUAUAGAACGAUUUUGCAAAGCAAUUUAUCGUUGGAAUAAUUAAUCAAGGUAAAUGAACAUUUCUUCACUGUAUGCUCUGCAAUACGCACACCUGCAUUCGUAUCCUCCUUUGUUUGCCGUAAAAAAUAUCGUUAAACGAAUCAUCGUAAUUGUCAUAACAUCGAAACAAAUUACGAGGCGUUGAUUGCGCUAAAAAAGAAACGUAUAAGCGACGACGAAUGUGCCUAUAAUGAAUGUUGUUACGUAAUAAUAAUGUUAUACACUUUUCACACAUAUAGAAAGUCUAUUUAUGGACGGUAUUUCCAAUUGUUCCGCAAAAGCUUUCUAUUAUCGAUCCAACAUCGAUCAUAUAUCUCUCUAUAUGUACGUCUAAUGUAAUGUAAGGAGACCAUGACACCACGUCGAUUAUUAUGCAUUGCCGAUUUAUAAUAAUAUAUACGCGAUGAUAGUUAUAUAUAUAUAUAUAAUGUUACUAUUAAUAUAUAAAUUAUAGUGGAGAUGAUGAAGAGAUGAAGAUGAUGAUAAUGUAACGUUACAGAAAGUAAUAUAUUGUGAUUCUACAA
Molecule: messenger RNA, 6462 nt
Organism: Cataglyphis hispanica
Lineage: Eukaryota; Metazoa; Arthropoda; Insecta; Hymenoptera; Formicidae
Source: RefSeq, a predicted model, not a curated record